Messenger RNA from Lytechinus variegatus (green sea urchin), 3639 nucleotides. RefSeq names its product solute carrier family 23 member 1-like. Gene Ontology annotation, cellular component: membrane. Gene Ontology annotation, molecular function: transmembrane transporter activity. Bases 383 to 2263 code for a protein of 626 amino acids. The transcript is spliced from 12 exons. Lineage: Eukaryota; Metazoa; Echinodermata; Echinoidea; Temnopleuroida; Toxopneustidae. The record is from RefSeq and is a predicted model, not a curated record. Gene Ontology annotation, biological process: transmembrane transport.
AGUAGAUCGAAUCCAGCCACUAAUCUGUAUAUUAACAGAUCAGUGGUCCCAAACUCAAGUUCAUCUGCUUCAUUAGCUGCUGCUACAUUUCCGACUUUUCGACUGCAAACAGAAGUCGUCAUACAAUGUCGCUGCUAUGCCUAUAAUGUCACGACAAUACGAUAUUUAGAUAUUUGACGUUUCUACGUUUGGCAUCGUAUCUGGAAGAUGUGACUGGAUCUAACAACACUACCUUCCCGUGCUGCCUGUAGGCCCCCAGAUUACCUCAACGAUCGCUUCUUCAUCCUUUACACAAAUCCAUAUUGAUCAAUUUCUAGCAAGCCGUUGACCUUUGGUUCUUCUCCUGUGAGCGUUAUACGUGUAUUAUAUUUAUUCGUUUACCAUGGCGUACAUGAGCCAGGGUGUCGGGAAGAGGCUUGGAGGGCUUGACGAUGACGAAAGCGACGACGACCAGGGGACUGACUACCUAUCACAUGAGGCCAGGAAGAAAGCGGAUCAAAUCUUGAAAGAAAUCUCCGGUGAUAUGAUGUAUAGGCUAGAAGACAGACCGCCUUGGUAUACCACUGGUGUUCUCGCUUUUCAACAUUUUUUAACGAUGUUCAGUGGGAGUAUAGCAGUGCCUAUAGCUUUAGCCCCUUUUCUCUGCAUCGACCAAGAUAUUACACUUCUAUCCAAGUUCAUCGCCACCAUCAUAUUCGUGUCUGGGGUUCAAACGUUUCUUCAAACUACAAUGGGCAUCAGACUCCCAAUGGUACAGGGGCCGUCUUACUCCUACGCUCUCCCCCUUAUUUCAAUGAUGGACAUGCGAGGUGAAUGCCCGGAUGUAAGUGGAUCAAGUAACACUACGGAGGUUCAUGAUACAGUCGAGAGUGAAUACCGCAGUCGGAUGCAAGAGGUGCAGGGCGCCCUCUUCGUGGCUGCAUUCUUUGAGAUCCUCCUUGGUUUCGGUGGGAUCAUCGGCAUCCUUCUGAGGUUCAUUGGACCCUUGACCAUCGCCCCGACCAUCGCACUGAUUGGGUUCUCUGUUACCGGGCUGAUCAUGGAUAAAUGCAGCUCCCACUGGGGUAUUUCAAUCCUGACGAUGGCUCUGGUCCUAACAUUCUCUCAGUACAUCGAACGGUUUAAGAUCCCGUGUCUUGGUUACUCCAAGACUAGGAAAUGCCAUUUCUUCGGGUUUCCAAUGUUCCGAUUAUUUCCAAUAUUUUUGUCUGUAGUGAUCUCGUGGAUAUUCUGUUGGAUUUUGACUGUCACCGAUGUCUUUCCAAACGAUCAGAGCUCUCCAUACUAUCAGGUCCGAACUGAUUCCAAGAGCGAAGGUGUGGCUAACACCCCAUGGUUCUACUUUCCUUAUCCAGGGCAGUGGGGCGGAAUGAUAUUUUCCGCUGGUGGGGUGUGCGGUAUGAUGGCUGGUACAUUGGCCUCCGUCGUCGAAUCCAUAGGCGAUUACUACGCCCUGGCAGGCUUGUCCGGCGCACCUCGACCCCCCGUCCAUGCCAUCAACAGGGGUAUCGGCAUAGAGGGAAUAGGGGGUCUCUUAUCGGCCCUCUGGGGCUCUGGUGUGAACUCGACUUCCUAUUCAACCAACGUAGCAGUAAUUGGUCUAACAAAGGUAAGCAGCCGUUUUGUGGUCCUGGUGAUGUCAGGGUACCUCAUCAUUUUGGCAGUCGUCUUGAAAUUUGCUGCGAUUUUUGCCGCCAUGCCUGAUCCGAUCGUUGGGGGAGUCCUAGCAAUCACCAUUGGCAUGGUAUCUGCAGUUGGCCUUGCUACAUUGCACCACGUCAAUAUGAGCUCACCAAGGAACCUCUUCAUCGUGGGAUUUUCUUUCAUUUUAGGUCUUGCUCUCCCACAAUACAUUGCGCAAAAUCCUGAUAUCAUUGCGACAGGUCUACCAACCUUCGACCAGAUCUUGACCGUUCUGUUGCGAACAAGUAUGUUCGUGGGUGGUUUCAUAGGAUUCGUACUCGACAACACCAUACCAGGCACUCGCGAAGAUAGGGGUCUAAAAGGCACGCAGGAUGAUGUACUCACUAAUAAAAACGAUGAUGGUAAUAUGAGUGAAGAAAUGAAAGCUGAAGUUGGCCGUCUAAUAAACGGUUGCUACGACAUGCCGUUCGGAAUGCCAUACAUCAGAGACUUGACUUGGACCAAGAAUAUCCCUUUUAGUCCGACCUUUACUGGAUUUAAUAUCACUUGUAAAUGUAAUUAUAAGUUCUGGAAGCGAUUGCCGAAUACGGAAGGUCCCGCGGAAGAAACCCAAGUGUAAAUGGUCAUUUCCAAUAGUUGAAUAAAAAAAGAAAGACUUGAGCUGUACCUCUAGUGUUGUUCACACUCAUACUACCUAGACAGGUUGCAGUCGUCUGUUUGGAGGAGUUUUAAAACAUUUUAAACCUUUUUUCUGUAAGGUGGAGCCAACGAAGUUCAACGGAACAACCAAUGUAACUGAGACUAGAGGUUUUGGUCUAUACUACCUUAAUUGUCGAUUAUAGCUGAUUGUUGUUGAUGAAGAAUAAAAAUGGAUUGGUCUUAUAUUCCAUCAGAUUCAAACUUGGCAGUGAGGCCUUAAUCAGCCAUGCACAUUCCCCCCCCCCCCCACACCAAUCUGACACAUAUUGAUGCGAUAAAACAGUAGCAUAACUGGAUUUAACGCAAUAUCGGCGCGAUUGGGGCCCAAUAUACAUAGGUCUACACGUAUCUUUAUUAAUAUCAAAACUACUGCACGGUGAUUACAAGCUACACGAUCACUACUGUUUCCCAACAUGGUUCCCACUCCUCGAAGUAUUUGGACAACACAAGCUGAGUCCUCUUUUCCAUUUGGGCAAAAACUUAGAACCAAUCCAAGCACCCAAGAAUUGAUACAACUUUACUUGACAGACUGAAUCAGUCCAAAUUUUAUUACUCCGAAAUUUUCUGCAACAGUAAGAAGUAGAAUUAGUACUGAAUUGGAUGUACGAUAUUGAGAUUUAGUUAAAUUUAUUGUGUAAACUAUGAUAAUGACAUUAUUUGGGGCUAACCGCGAUUAGCAUUUUUGUUAGCUCCAAUUACCAAAUGUUUUGUUUAUAUGUGAUGUAGGCCAACUACUCCUUGUAAUACCUAACAGUCAUAUUUGGUAAUAAAUUCAAUUCAAUUCAAUACUUGAAGCUUACCCCUAAAAUUUGUGUGUUUUUUUUGCGAAUUACGCUGACAGUUGGAUACGCUCUUUCCUCUCAGAUCGGCAACAGUGUGUAUUGUUUGAAUGGGUAAUCGGAUUGGAUAAAAGUUCUAUCCGGUGUGCCCCAAGACUCUGUUAUCGGACCAAUAUUAAUCGGACGAAUUACUGUACCACUGAUUUAUCUGACAUCUUCUUGGCCCCUUCCACAAGAAUUGUAACGUGGAAUUUAUCCAUUUUAUGCAAACAGGCUUGGAUGAUCCUUUUGUGUUGCGUAAAGUGGUCCUAUAAGUUCAUUGAAAUCUAAUGAUACGAAUAUGAUUAGGACCCGUAAUGCAGUGACAAGUGUUUACUAGUUUGGUGACAAUUAAGCUGAUGGAUGUAUAUAUUUGAAUUUCAAUUUCACGGGAUAUAAGUUUAAAGAAACGUAUUUGUUGUGUCGUUAACAGAUUUAUCAAGCUCUGAUCGACGUAUAGAUCGAGUAAAACGACAUA